ACGGUCAUCAACUCAUCGUCCCUCCCAAAACGCUCCCUCUUCACCAGCAUUUGAAUUGAAGGCUCUCUUCUCUCUUUCUCUCUCUCUCUGCAUACACAUCUCUCUCUCUCUCUCUCUGAAGAGAUCAUGAAAUCGAACGCAGAGAUGUCAGAUAAUCGAUUCUUGGGAAGCAUCUCAGCCUCGUCGAUCCGAAAACUCCUUCCCAGAUCGACCUCUACGAAGCGCAAGACGAACCCAACUCGAACAAAAUCGAGGCUUGACAGUGAAAACACCCCUCCGAUCGAUCCAAACAUUGAAGUAGACAAAUACGCAAUCUCACCUUCGAUCCCCAAACAGUCACUGUCAAACCCAUCAAUUUCACAGAAACAAAUCACCAGAUCGGACACUCAGAGAGAUGCAAUAGCACCCUCAGAUCCACCAGUCAAGGUUGUAGUAAGGAUUAGACCGGUAAAUGGUCAUGAAAGAGAAGGAGAUCCGGCGGUUAGGAAGGUUUCUGAUGAUUCAGUAGCUGUUGGGGAUAGAAAGUUUACCUUUGAUUCGGUUCUUGAUGUGAAAUCAAACCAGGAGGAUGUAUUUCAGUUAGUUGGCGUUCCUUUGGUUAAAAACGCAUUAGCGGGUUACAACACAUCAAUUUUGGCAUAUGGACAGACUGGAAGUGGCAAGACUUACACAAUGUGGGGUCCACCAAGUGCAAUGGUUGAUAGUCACUUGGCCAAUACUCAUCAGGGCAUUGUCCCACGCAUCUUUCAGAUGUUGUUCUCUGAGAUUCAGCAAGAGCAAGAGAACUCAGAUGGUAAACAGAUAAAUUAUCAGUGCCGGUGUUCAUUCCUUGAGAUAUACAAUGAACAAAUUGGCGAUUUACUCGAUCCAACCCAGCGAAACCUAGAGAUAAAGGACGAUGCUAAACAUGGAUUUUAUGUUGAGAAUUUGACUGAGGAAUACGUUACCAACUAUGACGAUAUAACCCAAAUUUUGAUUAAGGGACUAUCAAGUAGGAAGGUUGGGGCAACAAGCAUAAAUUCAAAAAGUUCACGCUCCCAUAUUGUGUUUACAUGUGUCAUUGAGUCAUGGUCCAAGGGAACAUCAUCAACAUGUUUUGGUAGUUCAAAAACGAGCAGAAUCAGCCUUGUUGAUCUUGCUGGACUGGAGAGGAAUAAGCUUGAUGAUGAUGGUAGGCAGUGUGUAAAGAAAGAAAAAAGUGUGAAGAAGUCUCUAUCACAGUUGGGGCACUUAGUGAAUAUCCUUGCUGAAGGAACUAAGUCAGGAAAACCCGAAGUUGUUCCUUACAGAAGCUCCAGAUUAACGCAUUUGUUGAAAGAAUCACUUGGUGGAAAUGUCAGGCUGGCAGUUAUAUGUUCCAUCUCCCCAGAUCACAAGAGUAAUUGUGAAACAUUGAGCACACUCAGAUUUGGGCAGCGAGUAAAAUCUAUACGCAACGAGCCAGUAAUAAAUGAAAUAUCAGAGGAUGAUGUUAAUGACCUGAGUGACCAGAUUCGUCAAUUGAAGGAAGAACUUAUAAGAGCAAAGUCAAGUGAAUAUAACUCGAUGGGAAGUAACUAUGGAUACACUAAAAGUAGAAGUGUACGUGAAAGCUUGAAUCAAUUGAGAUUGAGCCUUAAUCGCUCCUUGAUCUUGCCCCACUUAGAUAAUGAAUGCAAUGAGGAAGUAAUUGUUAAUGAGGACGAUGUAAGAGAACUACGUGUUCAGCUAGACAAUUUGCACAGUUCUUGUGAAGAGAAUACAAAAGAUGUUGAUGACAACAAACACAGCAUUCAGUUUUCUUCUGUAGAAGAAAGUUAUGAUACAGACUUCACAAGUGAAUAUUACGGAAGCUGCCUAGAAGAAGGUGAAAUAGAAGAAACAAGUUUGGAAAAAUCUAGGACUGAGCUUCGACCGGAAGCGAGCGUUUCAUCUGUUGAUAACUUUCCAAGUGAGCCCAACACUUCAAGGACCGUAGAUACUGCAUUCAGGAGAAGCAUAUCAAUCAAUUCAUCUCUGCACUCUCUAGCACUGCAAGAACCAGCAUUGUCUGAGUCUCCAAAAAUUGGAAAUAACCAAAGGAAAAGCAUAAUCUUUGCAUCAUCGACUCUUCUGGCAAGUGAGAAUAUUGUUUCAGAGAGUUCCAAGUUCGAUUCAGGUGCAUUACGACAGUCGCACAAAUCAAUUGAUCACAUUCGAUCAUCAUUGCGGUCAAGCAAGAUAUUUCCUGGCCCCACAGAGUCCCUGGCUGCUAGCCUUCAGAGAGGUUUACAGAUAAUUGACUCUCACCAGCAGAAUUCAACAUCAAAUAAAUCUUCACUUGCUUUCUCUUUUGAACACUUAGCAUUAAAACCAUGUUCAACAGUUGACAAAGCCAACGAUUCUGUUCAAACAUUACCGGAAGAGAGACCAUCUUCAGAUGGAUCUUCUGCUUCUUUUCUGUGUGCAUCAUGCCAGAGAAGAUGCCUCGAAACAGUGGAUGAUGAAGGGAAUUCAAAUGGAACAUCUGCUCAAGCUCCAAAAGAUGUGGGGAAAGAUUUGGCAGAAGCCAUCAGGAGAGAGAAGGAGCUGGAAAAUAUUUGUAUGGAACAAGCAGCCAAAAUCGAUCAGCUAAAUCUUCUGGUGGAGCAAUACAAAAACAACAUAAAACAAAAUGCUAUUGUUGAACAUAGUAAUACUCAUUGUGAGGACUCACAGAACAAAUUAACACAUAUUGAUGAGCUCAAAAAUGAAAAUUUUCGUCCACUUGUGGAUGAAAGCAAGCUUCUCAGAUGGGAUGACGAUGAGAAUCACGAUGAAGAGAUGAUAAAGGAAAAAUGUGAAAUAAAAGAAGUCAGGGAAGAGUUGGAUCAAAAGUUCAGUAACACAUCCUUUGAUAAGGAUGAGAAGGAAGCACUUCUCAAUGAAAUUCAAAUCCUAAGGAGCAAGUUGCAGUCGUAUACUGAUGGACCUUCAAAAAAGUCUUAUGAGAGAGUGAGAUCCUCUUUGUUGUCACAGUCAAUCCAGAUGAGAAAAAGUGGUGCAUUCUCUCAAGGUAACAGCGAAGAAGAACUUGAGAAAGAAAGACAGCGAUGGAUGGAAAUGGAAAGUGAUUGGAUUUCUCUGACCGAUGAGUUAAGAGUAGAUCUUGAAUCUAACCGCCAGCAUGCAGAGAAGGUUGAGAUGGAAUUGAGACUAGAGAAGAAGUGCACUGAGGAGUUGGAUGAUGCACUUCAUAGGUCUGUUCUUGGGCACGCUAGAAUGGUCGAACACUACGUUGAUUUACAGGAAAAGUACAACGACUUGGCUGCAAAGCACCGGCUGAUUAUGGAAGGGGUUGCUGAGAUUAAAAAGGCAGCUGCAAAAGCUGGAGCAAAGAGUCGUGGCUCACGUUUUGCAAAGUCUAUGGCGGCGGAGCUUUCAGCCCUGAGAGUGGAGAGGGCAAAGGAGAUGGACUUUUUGAGAAAGGAGAACAGAAGUCUUAAAAUUCAACUUAGAGACACUGCAGAAGCUGUUCAUGCUGCUGGAGAACUCCUUGUUAGGCUGAAAGAAGCCGAGGAAGCUGCUUCAGUUGCAGAGGAGAACUUCACAAAGGUUCAGGAAGAGAAUGAGAAGCUAAAAAAGUAAGUGGAUAAGCUGAAAAGAAAGCACAAGAUGGAAAUGAUCACCAUGAAACAAUACCUUCAAGAGAGCCGGUUGCCAGAAUCUGCACUUCGACCUCUAUAUCGAGAAGAUUCUGAUAUAGCACAGAACACUACCUCACUGCCUGAUGAUGACCAGGCAUGGCGAGAAGAAUUCGGCGCAAUAUACCAAGAUCAUUACUGAUUCUCUCUGUCUGACAUUGCUUCCAAUAUUGGAUUUGCAUCAGACCCUACUUGGGUCCAAAGCACUAGUGAAAUUUCAUACAUUAGCACUUUUUAGUCUAUUUUCUUGUUUGUAUUUGCUUUGUCUGUGUGCAUCACUUAUCUUAUGGGAUUGAGAGUUCUUUCAUUCACUUGUUAAGUAAUUGCUGAUAAUAAAGAUGUGUUUCUCAUUCCCAUUUGGGGCUCUUGAGCAUUUUGUUUCGAUAA
Messenger RNA from Camellia sinensis, 4028 nucleotides. RefSeq names its product kinesin-like protein KIN-12F. Lineage: Eukaryota; Viridiplantae; Streptophyta; Magnoliopsida; Ericales; Theaceae. Gene Ontology annotation, molecular function: ATP binding; microtubule binding; microtubule motor activity. The record is from RefSeq and is a predicted model, not a curated record. Gene Ontology annotation, biological process: microtubule-based movement.